Mollisia scopiformis is the source of this 2208-nucleotide messenger RNA. Its product is annotated as copper amine oxidase. The transcript has 6 exons. Gene Ontology annotation, biological process: amine metabolic process. The coding region runs from base 1 to 2208 and encodes 735 amino acids. The record is from RefSeq and is a predicted model, not a curated record. NCBI's taxonomy places the organism in Eukaryota, Fungi, Ascomycota, Leotiomycetes, Helotiales, Mollisiaceae. Gene Ontology annotation, cellular component: plasma membrane. Gene Ontology annotation, molecular function: primary methylamine oxidase activity; quinone binding; copper ion binding.
AUGAAACACGUGAAAACGAACUUCAUUCCAUCUCAUAACUCAAACAAAUCAUCAUUCGAAGCCGCCAAACAAAAUGUCUGGGCGGAUUUGAGCGAGGCUGAAGCCAGCUCUGUUACAAGUUUCUUGCUUUCGAACUCGGUUCUGAAUCUCACAGACUCGACGAAGGCGACGAGUGAUGACAAUGCUAUUCUACUUGUCGAAUUGCUGCAACCGAACAAGUCAGAUGUUCUUUCGUAUCUCGAUGGCUCGACAGGGGCUCCGACUCGAUGGGCACGUGCUGUGAUUCAGUAUGGAGCCACGGAAGAGCCAUAUACUGCAAACUACAUGGCUGGACCAUUACCAAUCGACAAAUCUUCCGUCGUGACGCCUCUUGAGUUCUGCUACAGCUCCGGACGAAACUAUGUACUUAAUCCAUACCCGGAUCAACCCAAGCUCCGAAAGUGGGCAAUGUCCUUCAGCGAGAGCAUUGGGGACAUUCUAGAUGAACUUCUUGGUGAUGUGAGUAAUAAAGACGAGCACCCAUACGAUGCCAACAGUGUGAGCGCAGCUGCUAGAGUCUCGUUUGUAGAUAAAGGCUCCCUGAUGAUCUGGAUCUCGCUCCUUCGUUCUGGUCUUAUCUCAGAUGCAACGUCUCUCUUACCACAAGGACUUUAUGUUCAACUCAAUGCAUCGACUCGAGAUACUGCGAAUUGGAAAACGCUUCAAUGGUAUUACAACAAUAAGUUAUAUGCUAAUGAGGCCGAAUUCAGGAAGGCUGUGGCGUCGCCGGGCUUCAAGAAAAGUGGUCUGAAUCUUGACGGACAUUGGGCAGAUCUCGAAGACUUCGAGGCAGCGCCAUUGGGUCGUGAUAUGCCAUCUCCGACGAUGGUGCAACCCCACGGAGCAAGAUACAGAAUAGACGAGAAAGAGAACUUCAUAUCUUGGAUGGGUUUUGACUUCUAUCUCUCGACCUCUUCAGAUACUGGUGUAUCAGUACAUGAUAUCAGGUUCCAUGGCGACACUGUGAUUUAUGAGCUUGGUAUGCAGGAAGCUCUUGCUCAUUAUGCUGGAGACGACCCAACGCAAGGCGGUCAAGAGUUUCUUGACACCUUCCUUUACAUGGGCUUGUACAUGUAUGAGCUUGUGCCAGGCUAUGACUGCCCCGCAUAUGCAACGUUUCUGUCUACUCAGUACCAUUUCGGCGACUCCACCAAGAUCAAUAAGAAUAGUAUUUGUGUUUUCGAAUACACAGCAGACUUCCCGCUUCAACGCCACACAGCAGACAAACGAGUUACGAUAUCAAGAAACACUUAUCUUGUUGUCAGAUAUGUCUCCACAGUCUGGAACUACGACUACACCUUCGACUAUAUAUUCUACCUUGACGGCACAAUCGAAGUGAAAGUCCGAGCAAGUGGAUUCAUAUUCGGCGCUUUCUGGACCGGAACACAAGCCAACGAAGAUGAAUACGGGUUCCGAGUCCACGAUGCCGUAUCAACCAGCAUGCACGACCACGUCAUCAACUUCAAAGCUGAUCUUGAUAUUGCUGGAACCGAAAAUACGAUGGUCCGUGUAGGGGUUGAGCCUUUGACAAUGGAUUAUCCUUGGGACGACGAAAACACGACUCCAAGAAAUACGAUGCAUCUCGUCAAAAAGGUAGUCGAAAAAGAGACAGGGUUAGACUGGCCUCGAAACUCGGGUGAGUUGUUCCUUGUUUUAAAUCAGAAUGAGACGAAUGCUUGGGGUGAGAAGAGAGGAUAUCGUGUCCAGCCUGGCACCGGAAUCGGUACUCCUGUGCAUCUUACUAUCUUGAACUCAACGACACUUGGGAAGGCUGCUGAGUGGGCAGCUCAAGAUCUUUGGGUGUUGAAGAGGAAGGAUACUGAGCCGAGGAGUUCAAGUGCUUUGAACGCGCUCGGUCCUUUGGAUCCGAUUGUGGAUUUCAGCAAGUUUGUCGAUGGUGAGGACAUUGUGCAAGAUGACUUAGUUGUAUGGUUCAACCUUGGAACUCACCACAUUCCGCACGCUGGAGAUAUACCGAAUACGCUUAUGCAUACCUCUUCCUCUUCUGUAAUGUUCACGCCCUUCAAUUUCCAUGAUAGAGACAUGAGUAUAUACACAAGACAAGGAGUAAAGAUGGAACAUGGCAAGAAACCAAGACAUUUUGGUGGUACAUAUAACGAAGGAGUCACGCUGAAGAAGGUAAGAGAAAACUCCUAUUGUUUGCCCUGA